AUGGCGCCUACCCUCGAGUCCAGCAAGAUCGCCUUCAUCGCAAGCAACAACUACAUCAUCUUCAUCGUCAUCCGUGCCCCUCUCUCUCCACCAAGAAUUCACACUAAACGCGGGGUAAUCGUGCCAGGCGGCGGCAACAUGGCCGCGGCCAUCAUCGGAGGCCUGGUCGCCAAGGGCAUUGACAAGCAGAACGUCAUCGUCUCGGAGCCGUGGGACGUGAACCGCGAGAAGAUGGCCGCCCUCGGCGUCCGGACGACCACCUCCAACGCCGAGGCCUUCGCCGGCGCCGACAUCGCCAUCCUGGCCGUCAAGCCCCAGGUCGCCAAGGCCGUCUGCAACGAGCUCGGCGCCGCCGUCUCCUCCGCCUCCGGGCGCGACACCGUCCCCGUCGUCGUCUCCAUCGCCGCCGGCAUCACCCUCGAGGCCCUGCGGAAGUGGCUGGCCCUCGACGACGGCCGCACGCCCCACGUCGUGCGCGUCAUGCCCAACACGCCCGCCCUCGUCGGCGAGGGCGCCUCGGGCCUCUUCGCCGCCCCCGACGUCACCGACGACGAGAAGAAGCUGACCGAGGCGCUCAUGGCGAGCGUCAGCAAGGCCACCGAGUGGGUCGACAAGGAGGAGCUGAUCGACGUCGUCACUGGCUUGUCGGGAUCCGGCCCCGCCUACUUCUUCGCCAUGGUCGAGCACCUCAUCUCCAGCGCCGUCGGUCUCGGCCUCUCGCCCGAGCAGGCGAAGCGCCUGGCCGCCCAGACCUGCCUCGGCGCCGGCAAGAUGCUCGUCGAGUCGCCCGAGGCCCCCGGCCAGCUGCGCAAGAACGUCACCAGCCCCAACGGCACGACGCACGCCGCGCUGCAGAGCUUCGAGGCGUCCGGCUUCCAGGACAUUGUCGACAAGGCCGUCAAGGCUGCGACGUCCCGCGGCGAGGAGCUCGGAAAGACGCUGGGUAACCAGUAG
Molecule: messenger RNA, 954 nt
Organism: Colletotrichum higginsianum IMI 349063
Lineage: Eukaryota; Fungi; Ascomycota; Sordariomycetes; Glomerellales; Glomerellaceae
Product: Pyrroline-5-carboxylate reductase
Exons: 3
Coding region: 1-954 (317 amino acids)
Biological process (GO): L-proline biosynthetic process
Molecular function (GO): pyrroline-5-carboxylate reductase activity
Source: RefSeq, a predicted model, not a curated record